Messenger RNA from Exophiala viscosa, 1052 nucleotides. Its product is annotated as Alpha/Beta hydrolase protein. The record is from RefSeq and is a predicted model, not a curated record. The coding region runs from base 148 to 969 and encodes 273 amino acids. Gene Ontology annotation, molecular function: hydrolase activity. NCBI's taxonomy places the organism in Eukaryota, Fungi, Ascomycota, Eurotiomycetes, Chaetothyriales, Herpotrichiellaceae. The transcript is spliced from 2 exons.
CGUCUCCGUUCCCGUCCACUCCAAACUCGGUCCGCCUCUACCAGAACCCGGUGACGAUAUCGCAUCUUGCGGGGUCUACAUAGGAACCUGUCACCCAUCAUCUGUUAAUUGUCAAAGACAUCAUCUCGCAAUCGUCUCUUAUUCACAAUGUCGCUGUCCAGCUGUUGCACUACCGGCUUUCGCUGGGAAGGCACCCCCAAGGGCAAGGAGACCACACUCGGCGACAACAAAGCUUAUGUGACGGGCUCGAACAAGGACGCCGCAGUACUGAUUGUCCAUGACGUCUGGGGUUGGACCUUAAACAAUGCUCGAAUUUUGGCUGAUCACUAUGCCGAGGAGGCCGACGUGACGGUUUAUCUGCCUGAUUUCUUUGGCGGUGAGGUCGUCGAUCUCGAUGCACUUGGACCGCCAAAGGAAGGUGCCAAACCAUUCGACCUUGGAGCCUUUAUAGGUCGGAACAGCAAGGAUAUUCGAAAACCAGAGAUUUUCGCUGCUGCGACCAAGCUCAAGAAGGAACUCGGUUACAAGAAGGUCGGCGCCAUUGGAUUCUGUUAUGGUGGCUGGGCCGUCUUUCAGCUUGCAGCUAAGGGUAAGCUGUCCCAAUGGUCGCUACGCACUAUGUAUCAAGUCACCGCUUUACUGACAGAUUUGGUGUCUGAUAAAGGCAAUGAUCUCGUGGACUGCAUCUCCACGGCGCAUCCAUCCCUUCUUGAGAAACCUGAAAUCGACGCGGUCAACAAGCCCUUCCAACUGAUCAUACCAGAAACCGAUCCUCAAUUCACCAAGGAACUAGCAGACCACUAUUUCCAGGUUUUGCCAUCAUUGAAGCUCGACUCCGACUACCGCUAUUUCCCUGGUUUGGUCCAUGGCUUUGCGACCAGGGGAGACACGAGCGAUCCGGUUCAGAAGGAGGGCUUGGAACGAGCAAAGGAUGCAGCCGUGAGCUGGUUCAAGCAGUAUCUGCAUUAGACUGCGAAUACACUCACAUGAUGUGCCGGCUGCUGGUGUCUAGCGCUUUCGACCAUGAGAUACUUCGUGCUUGAUGGGUAUGA